AUGGGUGAAAGUCUACAAAGAAAUGAAAGUUUGGAUAUGAUUUUGAAUGUAAAGAGAGACGCCGCAGAAAAGUUGGAUGAAUCAAUGGUUGAAGAUCGUGUCCCUCUUUUGCAGAAGUUGGUAGCAGAGGUGGUGGGAACAUUCUUUUUAAUAUUUGUGGGAUGUGGUUGUGUAGUUGUAAACCUUAACAAUGAUAAUGUGGUGACACUUCCUGGAGUCGCAAUUGUUUGGGGACUCGCCGUCGUUGUAUUGGUGUAUUCUCUUGGUCAUAUCUCCGGUGCUCAUUUUAAUCCCGCUGUCACCAUUGCUCAUGCCUCUAGCAGAAGAUUUCCAUUGAUGCAGGUGCCAACAUAUAUAAUUGCUCAACUCCUUGGAUCAACACUUGCGAGUGGAGCUCUCAAGCUUAUAUUCAAUGGCAAAGAAAACCAGUUUGUGGGAACACUUCCUUCUGGUUCCGACCUUCAAGCUUUUGUGAUUGAGUUUAUAAUCACUUUCUACCUUAUGUUCAUCGUUUCUGGAGUUGCCACGGAUGAUAGAGCGAUAAGUGAAUUGGCGGGACUUGUAGUUGGAUCUACAAUUACUUUGAGUGUUUUGUUUGCUGGGCCAAUCACAGGAGCAUCAAUGAAUCCUGCGAGAAGUUUGGGGCCAUCUAUUGUGCACCAUGAAUAUAGAGGAAUAUGGAUAUAUUUGGUGUCUCCUGUUUUAGGAGCUUUGGCUGGAACAUGGACAUAUAACUUCGUCAAAUUUACAAACACACCAGUAGGUGGGCUUACCGAGAGUAAUUCAUUUCUUAAAGGUUCCAGAAGCCUGUGA
Molecule: messenger RNA, 813 nt
Organism: Lathyrus oleraceus (garden pea)
Lineage: Eukaryota; Viridiplantae; Streptophyta; Magnoliopsida; Fabales; Fabaceae
Product: nodulin-26
Exons: 5
Coding region: 1-813 (270 amino acids)
Biological process (GO): transmembrane transport
Cellular component (GO): membrane
Molecular function (GO): channel activity
Source: RefSeq, a predicted model, not a curated record